Molecule: messenger RNA, 1001 nt
Organism: Thecamonas trahens ATCC 50062
Lineage: Eukaryota; Apusomonadida; Apusomonadidae
Product: outer membrane translocase Tom40
Exons: 2
Coding region: 11-985 (324 amino acids)
Biological process (GO): protein import into mitochondrial matrix
Cellular component (GO): mitochondrial outer membrane translocase complex; mitochondrial outer membrane
Molecular function (GO): transmembrane protein transporter activity
Source: RefSeq, a predicted model, not a curated record
CCUGUCGCGGAUGUCCGACUCAGCGCCCUCACCCGCUCCCGCUGCUGCUGCUUCGGCUGCUCCGGCACCGACCGAGGCUGCCGCUGCUGCGCCUGCUGCUACUCCCGAGCAGGCACCCGAGGCAUAUGUCGACCCUCUCCCGCACUGCGGCGGGUUUGAAGAGUACUCCCGCGAGGCCAUGCGGAUCUUCCCGAUGGCGGAGCUGUUUGACGGCGCGCGGCUGGAGCUGAAGAAGCCGAUCAACAUGGCGCCGCAGUUUGUGACCUCGCACACGGUGGUCAUGGGUCAGACGACCGGCGGCGGGGCCGAGGACGGUUCGGAGCAGUACAUGUUUGGGGCGUCGUACGUGUCGCAGGACGGGUCGAUGGCGCUCAUCUCCAAGAUGGAUACUAUGGGCAUUCUCCGCGCACACAUCAUCAAGCAGUGGUCGCCGGCCUUUGUGUCCAAGAUCCAGGGCCGCGUGUCGUCCACGCCGGGUGAGACGGUCCUCAACAUCGAUCUCGACCACAAGGGUGACGACUACGCCGCGCAGUUUAAGCUCGUCAACGACCAGGCGCUGUUCUUCAACUACAUGCAGAAGGUUACUCCCGAGCUCGCCUUUGGCGCGCAGCUCGACUACUACCGCGCCCGCAUGCACUCGAUCAUCUCGAUCGCCGCCCGCUACGCCACCAUGAAUUGGGUCGCCACCGCCAAGGCCAACUCGGACAACGCCCUUACCGUCAACUACAUGCACAAGGUCAACGACUCGUUCUCCAUGGCCACCCAGCUCGACUUUAACGCCAACUCGCGCGACUCGUCGUUCAAGGUCGGCUACGAGUACCUGCUGCAGUCCGGCAAGUUCCGCGGCCAGGUCGACUCGGCCGGCAAGAUCGGCAUGUGCGUCCAGGAGUCGCUCAUCUUUGGCAUCAUGCUCCAGCUCUGUGGCAUCGUCGACCACAAGAAGCAGGUCUUCAAGUUUGGCAUCGGCCUCACCAUCGGCGGUUAAACGACCCCCUCUCCUC